CGCUGCGUCGAGGCAAGCUGGGGAUGGCGGUGACAGGGCCGCAGUUUUGGGUGCCGCUUCCAGCUCCGCUUGCGACGUUCCCGCAGCUCUGAGGAGGGCCUUCCAGCCCUUAACCCCCCGCAGAGGCCGGGCUGAGAGGAUUUCUUCAGGAAAUGGCCCCUCCUAAAUCCUUACAGAAUAUUCUGACCUUUUCUUUUGGAUCAGCAAUUGGAUUUUUCUUAUGUUACCUUCUAUUUAGUUUAGUAUUGGAAGAACAAAUUAAGGUCAAGCCUCACAUCCUUUACAAUGAUCCUCAUGGUCAUCAUUCGGAUGAUGAUGAAAGCAAUCAGCUGAAAGGACAAAUGAAUUUUAAUGCAGAUGCUGGGCAACAUAAAGAUGAAAACAAAAAUAUUGCAGAAGAACUGCACCAGAAGGUAAGAAUCCUUUGUUGGGUGAUGACUGGUCCUCAAAAUCUGGAGAAGAAAGCCAAACAUGUCAAAGCUACUUGGGCCCAGCAUUGCAACAAAAUGCUGUUUAUGAGCUCUGAGGAGAAUAAAGACUUCCCAACAGUGGGAUUAGAAACCAAAGAAGGGAGGGACCAGUUGUACUGGAAAACCAUUAAAGCUUUCCAAUAUGUACAUGAACAUUAUCUUGAUGAAGCAGAUUGGUUCAUGAAAGCGGAUGAUGACACUUAUGUUGCACUGGAUAACUUGAGAUGGCUUCUUUCAAAAUACAGUCCUGAAAAACCAAUUUAUUUUGGAAGACGAUUUAAGCCUUUUGUGAAACAAGGCUACAUGAGUGGAGGUGCAGGCUAUGUGCUCAGCAAAGAAGGUCUGAAGAGAUUUGUGGAUGCUUUUAAAACCAACAAAUGUACUCAUAGCUCUUCCGUUGAAGACUUGGCAUUAGGCAAAUGCAUGGAGAGCAUUAAUGUAGAAGCUGGAGAUUCCAGGGAUAUAAGUGGCAAGGAAACUUUCCAUCCAUUUGUGCCAGAGCAUCAUUUAAUCAAUGGAUACUUACCCAAAAAUUUUUGGUACUGGAAUUAUAACUACUACCCUCCUGUAGAGGGUCCUGGCUGCUGCUCUGACUUGGCAGUUUCUUUCCACUAUGUUGAUGCUACCACUAUGUAUUAUUUGGAAUAUUUGAUCUAUCAUCUCCGUCCUUAUGGUUACCAAUUCAGAUUCAAUCCUGAUUCGCCUAAGGAUCCAGAAAAGCAAAAUUUAAGUGAAGUAGCAAAGGGCAACGCAAAUUCCAAAGCUGAAGUAGAAAAUCCUUUGAAAGCCUCUAAAUAAAAUUCUUUGUAGUGCACUGAAGAAGCCUUAUAGAAUGGUGGAUUUGCUAAAUAUAUAUUUUAAAAAGUGUUCCUUCAAAUGGCUGCAGCCUGCAGAUUCUUUUCUAAUCAUGCUGGUAAGAAGGAUAUUUCAGAUGCCAUGAGACUGCAAGGCCAAGUCCAUAAACUCUGUUACAGGAGGGCAUCAAUAUCAUUUGUUUUGAUUCAGUAAUGUAUGCGCACAAACUUUGUAUUGAAAUGAAUGCUAUUGUUCAGAUUUAUACAUGGAUAUGUGGAAUUUCAGUCCAUUUUGUCAUGACACAACACUUUGCUCUCUAAAUUUUUGAACACCUUCAAUUGAUUUGGCUCACCACAUUAGAAACUGAUGAACACUUUGCUAAAGAGAUUCAAGUGUGAAUGUGUGUUUAAGAAAAUGUUUUACCCUGCAAAGUAAACUGUGAUGAAAUAAGCCUCCUGCUUAGAUGUCAGUGUUCAAACUUACAUCUGUUUCUUUUAAAAUUAGAUGAAUAUUUUCUGUUUUAGUUUCAUGCAUCAUACAGUUGAGUUGCUUGCUACAGAGGAAGUCAGAGUAGUGCUUGAACUACGGCAGAAGGAUAGGUGGAAACAUGGAUGAGCAUUCUGACCUUAUUGUAAUUGGAGUUCAGGCCUCGCUAGAUGAACAAAUUAAAAAUCUAUCUGUUCAGAUAAAUUUCUUCCUCGAGCUGCUUCUGGAAAGUGAAUUAAUGUUACAGUAGCAGGUCAUUCAUAGUAAUAUUGGCUCUCUUAAAACAAAAUAUUGUUUAUAGAACUGGACUUCCACAAGAAUUGGUACUGUUUAAAUUGAAAUGCUAGCCUAUUUUACUUGUCCAGUAUUUUGAGUGUUUCUUUCCAUUUUGAGUUAGGUGGCUAUAAUUAUUUAGUUUAAUUUGAACAGUGUGCCUAUUUUUAAUGGUAAUUUCCCUAUGAGUCUGAUCGACUUGUGCAUUAUGACAGGCUGUCUUUAAACAGAGGCCUCUGCCAACACAUUAAGGAGCUAUGUACUUUAGGCUAAACUAUGAACUGUAAUGCAGUGUUCUUGUGACAAUUAUAUACAAAUACUGUUUGGUCUCACUGUGAUACUCAGACUUUUUCACACAAUAGUCCUGCUAAAAGUCAUCAUUAAAGAUGUACUUUCUGUUUGUCUUGUAUUCAUCAUAUUGAUGUUUAAGUUGAAUCUAUGAACUUGAUGGUGUUUGCUGGUUGGAGAUUUUUGUCAAGAAUUCUAAGCUCAUUACUAUUUGCUUUGAAAAUGCAUUGGAACCCAAUGUGUCUUAUGAAAUUGUUUACUUCACAGUUACAUAUGUGCUUACUCUGAUGUUUAAUCCUGGGAUAAAACUGUCCCGUCCCCCCACUGUUGGUCUUAAUGAACUUUCAGUGCAAUCUUAAUAUUUAGUUAUAGAUAAGCAGGAUUUACCUCACAUGAAAAGAACAGACUACAUGUUCUCCUGUUUAUGCUAUGAAUUUGGCUUGUGGAGUUGUUCUGGAAAUUGAAAUUAACAGAAUGAUGCAAAGUCUUUGCUCUAGAUUUGAACUUAUGCUGACAUGUUUCUUCUCUGUUAAAUCAAUCAUGAGAGGAGAAAGUGAAAAAUAAUAAACAUGCCACAUUCUCAAAUAGCUCUGGUGACAGAUGUGGUGAUGAGACAAAUAUUAAGCAAUUUUGCUCAUUAUCAGAUUAAUGUUAGGCUUAUAUGGCAUUUAACAAGAUUGUUGUUGGCAAUGUCAGACAUGAUGUAUUUUCCAACUUCCUAGUAUUUGUCUCUUCCCUUUGUGCAUUUUGGAUUUAGUGAUAUUUUAUCUACCUCAGAGUAUUUUUCCAAGGACCUGGUGUAAGUUGCCAUUGCUGUAGUGAAUUGUGUGGCUAAUCUGGGUGGAAAGCGAACUAGUCUAAGUUGUGGUUUUUUUAUUCAAGUAUAGUAAUAACUGGAUUAUUCUCUACAAUCAUGAAGGCAAGUGGUCGAGUGUGUCUGUUUGAACCAGAAUGAGACCAACCCAAAAAUAGUGAUUUCUACAUACUUGGCAGACUCUUUAUGUAUUCAGAAGUAUAUAAAUUAACUCCCCCAAAUUCCCAUUUCUGAUGUUCAAAAUGUUGAGAUGUUGGUUGUGAGAAGAGAAGGGGGACAGGUGGUAGAAAGAAGAAAGAAUUAGUCUGAUCUGGCCCGUAAUAGCUUAUAGUAAGAAUCCAGGAGAGGGGGAAUUAUUAGGGUUGUGGAGAAUGCAUACCCCUGCACCUUUUUCCUGUCCUACUCUCAAGACACUCUCUCCUCCCCAACACUACGUAUAGCUAUAAAACAUUCUGGUUUGGGACUGGCAACCUAAAACCUGAGCCAUCUAGCACUACAGGAUCAUAGGAGGUGGCCAUAUACCACGUCAUACUCUUUGGCCAUCCAGCCAAGUAAUGUCAACUCUGAUGCCAGCGGCUCACCAUGUAUCAGGCUGAGCUAUUUCAUAUUACUUGCUACCUGAACCUUUAGCACAGCAGUAGAAGUCCUCAGAGAGGACUCUUCCCUCCUAUAAGGCCCUCUCCCCCAAGUGCCUGAAAAGGACAUGGCACCUGUCCCAAGUUAGUUGGAGCUUUAAACAGGAACUGCCUUCUUUAGUGACUCAGGAUAUGCUGCAAAUUUUUGUUGCUUGUCCCACUUCUGCAUUUAAAGUUCUCUCAGUUGCACUGUUUUGUAUUCAUUUGUAUUGGCAUGUGAACAACUACUAAAUAGGACAUAGUAUCUUGUUCUGCAUUUUGGUGUCCAUUUAAUUUGCUGUCUUUGAAAAUGCAGGCCUGAAUCUGAGUGUCCCCUUGCACACAAUGAGGGCGACAGCUAUUUCCGCCAAUUUUUCUCCCCUCCUCCAGUCUGCCAUCGUCAGGAGCAGCUCUUUCAGGGUGGGGGAAGCCCCAUGUGGUCAUAGUGAUACAGCCUAUGGUUAAUUGGUAUUGGGAAUGCAAAGAAUAUUGUUGAGCCAAUAAACAUUUUUUCUGACCGGGAGUGCCUUUAGCAUGAAGGGGCCUGAUAGGACAUCUUGUGAGAAAUAGCUUAUAAUUUGGGAUCCAAAUUUAUCUCUCUUUCCCCAGCCCAGCCCCCAAAACCAUUUCCUUCAAACUGUUAUCUUUCAGUGUUGUAUUUUAUGUAGAAGUGCAGGAAAGGACCAAGGUGCCAAAUUCUGAAGUUAGACAACUUAUAACCUGUCACCAUAGCCUUGAUCUUUUUCUGGGAGGUGGAGAUAGUAGUGUUUAAUUACAUAUCUAGUAUUUUUAUCACCAAGAAGUAGGUCAGUGUCUGAAGAUUAUCUUUUGUGUAUUCAUUUUAUCCCCAAACUAUUACUUGUGGAUUGGCAACAAUU
Elgaria multicarinata webbii is the source of this 4618-nucleotide messenger RNA. RefSeq names its product core 1 synthase, glycoprotein-N-acetylgalactosamine 3-beta-galactosyltransferase 1 (gene C1GALT1). Bases 153 to 1268 code for a protein of 371 amino acids. Gene Ontology annotation, molecular function: N-acetylgalactosaminide beta-1,3-galactosyltransferase activity. The transcript is spliced from 4 exons. NCBI's taxonomy places the organism in Eukaryota, Metazoa, Chordata, Lepidosauria, Squamata, Anguidae. Gene Ontology annotation, cellular component: membrane. The record is from RefSeq and is a predicted model, not a curated record.